AUUGUUUUCUUUUCAUUUCGCAAGUUCUUGGUUCUUGCGGUUCUUGUUGCUUUUUUCCUAGUACAUUCACCUAUGCCUUGCUACACACUUUUUCCCCACUAACUGCUCUGAAAGGAUGGCCGAGUUUUAUUGUGCUCCAUGUAAGGUCCAAUUGAACUCGAGAUCUCAGUGGGAGUAUCAUGAAGGUGGCGUAAAGCACAAGAGAGCUGUCACUGUGAGUACUUCAGAAGUCGACAUCUCAGCAGCAAUUGUCUUGCCUGAUGGAUCUUUCAAGUGUAAAAGCUGUGAUGAUUUUGUGUGCUCUGGGCGUAUACCUUUCGAGCAACAUUUAGUAGGUCAGAGACAUUUGAAAAACUUGAAAGCUGUUUCUGUAAUAAGUCCUUCCGAAGUUAACAUUUCAGCAAUUGUCUUGCCCGAUGGAAGUUUUAGGUGUAAAAGCUGUGAUGACUUUUUCUGUUCUGGGCCUAUACCUUUUGAGCAACAUUUAGCAGGUCAGAGGCAUUUGAAGAACAUCCAGCGUCACAGAGAGUCUACCAAGUCAAGCUCAAGCUCACCUGUCAAGUCACCUCUACCUGAGCUACAAAUUACUUCUCUAGUUAACUCUACUCCAGCAAUGAAUAAUGGUUCCUUACCAAUUAUAGCAAGUCAAGGGUCUUCUGCAUUGCUACAACCAGAUGGAUCAUACAAGUGUAAAGUUUGCCCUGGCUUUAUUUGCUCAGGCCGCAUACCGAUGCAGGAUCAUUUGAAAGGGAAAAGUCAUUUGAAGAACUUGAACAAUUUCCCAGAAAGAAAAUUUGCUUUCGAGCAGCUGAGCAUUUCCACUCCUGAACCCAAAGACGAUUCUAUUCAGAUUUCUUCAACGGUGGACGAACGGAUCGACAAAGCGUGGAAUCACCAGACCAUUUGCGGCUACAUCUACGAUGAAUCAUUUUCAAUUCUGUCUAUCGAGAAGAAGAUUGAAGAGUUGAGCCCACAUUUUGCUUUUAUCGGUCAAGACGAUCCUAUGCCCAAUUUUGUCAAGCACUUGAGUACGUGGUAAUUGUAAUUUCUAAAGCAUAGCAAUACUUUUGUUUACGCACUAUACUGGCC
Messenger RNA from Daphnia pulex (common water flea), 1089 nucleotides. RefSeq lists its product as uncharacterized. Bases 116 to 1039 code for a protein of 307 amino acids. Lineage: Eukaryota; Metazoa; Arthropoda; Branchiopoda; Diplostraca; Daphniidae. The transcript is spliced from 4 exons. Gene Ontology annotation, molecular function: zinc ion binding; single-stranded RNA binding; double-stranded RNA binding. The record is from RefSeq and is a predicted model, not a curated record. Gene Ontology annotation, cellular component: nucleus; precatalytic spliceosome.